This is a messenger RNA of Sardina pilchardus (European sardine), 3762 nucleotides long. RefSeq names its product structure specific recognition protein 1b (gene ssrp1b). Gene Ontology annotation, biological process: regulation of chromatin organization. The transcript has 17 exons. Gene Ontology annotation, cellular component: nucleus; FACT complex. Gene Ontology annotation, molecular function: histone binding; DNA binding; nucleosome binding. Bases 506 to 2620 code for a protein of 704 amino acids. NCBI's taxonomy places the organism in Eukaryota, Metazoa, Chordata, Actinopteri, Clupeiformes, Clupeidae. The record is from RefSeq and is a predicted model, not a curated record.
CAGCCUGACCAACUAGACAACAUUAACAGUAAUGUUGAUCAAUAUCUUCGGUGCACAAAACAGACUCUAAAUGCUAGUCAUUGCCGAUUAUACUUGCGUUAUUUAUCGGUAAUGCAUACAAACUGGAGCAUAUGUGUUCCUGAGAUACUUUGUGAACUUAACCUUGUUGUUGUAGGCUUUGCAACCAAAUUGGGUUAUGCUAUGCUAUGGCUACUACUGUAGUCAAUAAUGUUUCAGUGUUAAGUAAUAUGGCCAUGGUGUUCUCAGUGUUUUUACAGACAAUACAUAUGUCCUAUACCCAUCGCUCCGCGGAUUGACAUAUGCUCCUUAAUAUUUUGAUCUUUUGUGUGUUUUAUUGUAAUUAUUAUAAAUCCUGUUUUGGGUUUGUUAUGAUUCAGUAAUUUUAGAUGAAACUAUCAACACCCGUGAAUGAAUGUCAAUCUCUCACAUGUCCCUCUGUUCGUGUCGAUGCAUUUUAGCGUCACCUAGCUAAUGAGUGUGAACUAUGGCCGACACUUUGGAAUUUAAUGAGAUUUAUCAGGAGGUCAAGGGGUCAUGGAAUGAUGGACGCCUGCGUUUCAGUAAACAGACAGUUGUUUACAAGAAUAAUAAAACAGGGAAGGUGGACAGCAUUGCUGUGCCAGAGCUGACUCAGGCACAGUGGAGACGAGUGUGUCUCGGCAACGGCAUCAAGCUGGUCACCAGCACCGGCCAUGUCUAUCAGUAUGACGGCUUCAGAGACUCGGAUUUCGAGAAGAUACAAGAGUACUUCAAGGCCAACUACAAAAUUGAGUUGACAGACAAAGACAUGUGUGUGAAAGGCUGGAACUGGGGAACAGCAAAAUUCGGUGGCCCUCUCUUGUCGUUCGAGGUGAGUGACACCCCAGCGUUUGAAAUCCCCCUCGCCAGUGUCUCCCAAUGCACUACGGGUAAGAAUGAGGUCACCUUGGAGUUCCAUCAGAACGACGAUGCCGAGGUCUCUCUCAUGGAAGUCCGCUUCUAUGUGCCACCCAGUACAGGCGACGAUGGCAUGGACCCUGUGGAGGCGUUUGCUCAGAAUGUUCUGUCGAAGGCUGAUGUGAUCCAGGCAACUGGAGAUGCUGUCUGUAUCUUCAGGGAACUGCAGUGCCUCACUCCCAGAGGAAGAUAUGACAUCCGUAUAUACCCCACCUUUCUGCAUUUACACGGCAAGACAUUUGAUUACAAGAUCCCCUACACCACUGUGCUGCGUCUCUUCCUGCUUCCACACAAAGAUCAGAGGCAGAUGUUCUUUGUGAUCAGCUUGGACCCUCCAAUUAAGCAAGGUCAGACACGCUACCACUUCCUCAUCCUACUAUUCUCUAAGGAGGAAGACAUCCAUCUCACUCUCAACAUGACCGAGGAGGAGGUGGAGAGGCGCUUCGAGGGGAAGCUCAGUAAGAGCAUGUCAGGCUCCUUGUAUGAGCUGGUGAGCAGAGUUAUGAAGGCCCUGGUCAACCGGAAAAUCACAGUGCCAGGAAACUUCAAGGGUCACUCUGGGGCUCAGUGCAUCACCUGCUCCUACAAGGCCAGCUCUGGCCUGCUCUACCCGCUGGAGCGCGGCUUCAUCUACGUGCACAAGCCGCCCGUGCACCUGCGCUUUGAGGAGAUCUCCAGCGUCAACUUCGCCCGCGGCACCACCACCACGCGCUCCUUUGACUUUGAGAUCGAGACCAAGCAGGGCUCCCAGUACACGUUCAGCAGUAUUGAAAGAGAGGAGUACGGCAAGUUGUUUGACUUUGUCACAGCAAAGAAGCUAAGCAUCAAGAACCGGGGCUUCAAAGAGGGCUUGAAGGGCAAAGACGACAUGUACAGUGAUUCAGAUGAGGACCAGCACGACGCCUACCUGGAGCGCAUGAAAGAGGAGGGCAAGAUUCGCGAGGAAGCCAACGACAGCGACAACUCCGAGGGCGAAAGCGACGAGUCUUUUAACCCAGGAGAGGAGGAGGAUGACAUUGCAGAAGAGUAUGACAGUAAGGCGUCCGUCAGUGACAGUGACAAGGACAGUGAGGAGGAAGCGGAGCGCAAGAAGAAGCCUGCCAAGAGAGCCAAAGUGGUGAAGGAGAGGAAGCCCCGCAAGAAAGAGAAAAGGUCAAAAGACAAGGGUGCCCCAAAGAGGCCCAUGAGUGCCUACAUGCUGUGGCUGAAUGCCAGCCGAGAGCGCAUCAAGGCAGAGAACCCCGGUAUCUCCAUCACGGAGAUCUCCAAGAAGGCUGGAGAGAUGUGGAAGCAGAUUGGCAAAGAUCAGAAAGAGGAGUGGGAUGGCAAGGCUGAGGAGGCGAAGAAGGACUAUGAGAGAGCCAUGAGGGAGUACAGAGAGAGUGGUGGCGGAGGAUCCCCCAGCACAUACAGAAAAGAGAGGAAGAGGAAGGGUGGAAAGAGUGAUGACAAGACAAAGAGAAGGUCAGGAGGUCGGGAGAAAGAGAGAGAGCGUGCCGCAGGGAACGACAGCUUCAAGAGCCGCGAGUUCAUCUCCAGUGAGGACAGCUCGUCAGAAUCGGACCACGGCAAGAAGAGCCGCAAGCGGAAGGGAGGCUCUGAUGAGGAGGAGGAGGAGGUGGCCACCACCCCACCAAGCUCAGAGGAAUCCGGCUCAGACUGAAAGAUUUUCCUAACAGAGAAUCUUGACGGUGGGAAAGGAAGCCGAAUGUGUGUGUGUGUGUGUGUGUGUGUGUGUGUGUGUGUGUGUGUGUGUGUGUGUGUGUGUGUGGGUAUGUGUGUGUGUGUGUGUGUGUGUGUCUGUGUGUGUGCGUUACAACUGAGAGUUUCGCAUGGUAUCUCAGUUAUGGUCCUGUCUCUAGAAGAAGAGUUAGGUUGUGAGUUGGAUAUUACUUCACAGCAAAAGAACUUUCAAGAAUAUUUUUACCAUCUUAUGACAAGUAGCUUAUGUAUUGUAUUUAUUCUCUCUUUCUUUCUCUUCUUGAUUAUAUAUCUAUUUGUCUUUUUGUCUCUCUAAUUUGUCUCUCUAAAAUGUCUUUUAUGGACUAGUUCAGAGACUCAUAAAAGGUUUGCAAGUAAAUAUGCAACAGAAUGAACUGGUAUUAUUUUAGUUAAAUGGUUUUGUCGUUUCCCAAUCAUUAAGGGUCCAAUCACCACAGCUGCUGAUUGGAUAUUUGGACAUUUCAGUUUGGAAUUUGGAAUUUUCAGGUUGGAAAUUUCACUCACUUAGAUACAAGAAUAUUUGGUACUGUACCCAUUAGGUAGUGCUAUGAUCGUCAAAUUAACACUUUUAUAGAGAUCUCAAAAACACAGUAUUUUCAACACUGUAAUCAUUGAAGUCAUUCUCAUUUUUGCUACACUGGUGUCCAGCUCUAGAAAUGUAUAGUUUUCGGGCUGAGGGUCGUACGUUUGAUUCCUUGCAUAGGCACUCACAUUGUUACCUAAAAAGACUGGUGCGAUAUGCCUCAAGGUCGGCAACUGCUUGGACCCCGUUUGUUGCUGCUUGCAGCAAUAUUUCUGUUUGUUGACAUGUAUAUUUUACUCUGAGCGAUGCCCUCAACUGUCGUGGUGCCAAAACACUGGAAUUUGGAUUUAUUCUACUAUUCUACCUUGUGAUCCGGGGACUUUAUAAAAAGGCUGUUACCACACACUGUGAUCGUUAAAAAUAAAUAAAAACAAAUUUACAGUCAUGUCUGUUCCUGCACAAUCAGCUGUUGAGUUUCAUUCAUCAAUAAAUGUGGUUUGGUCAUAUCUAUUUAUUGUAAAACACUGUAUUAAACGAAGCACAUAAAAUCCUGAAAAUUC